Molecule: messenger RNA, 25692 nt
Organism: Coregonus sp. 'balchen'
Lineage: Eukaryota; Metazoa; Chordata; Actinopteri; Salmoniformes; Salmonidae
Source: the annotation of a GenBank genome assembly
GCUGCAGACCUCUGACUUCUUCCCAAUAACUUGAAGAGGUGCCAAAGAAGUGCGUGCGGACAACCAAGCAGUGCGCGUUUUCCCUCUGUCUCUCUGAGUCAAGUAUUUGGAUUUGGCAAAUCAAAGUAUUUCAACCAUUUUUAUAGCUGGUUGGUUUUACUUUCUUUCAUUUUGUGAUAUUAUAUUUUUCUUAUUAAUAAAAACACUCUUAGCCACUUGCAUGGGAUUACGACAUCUCAUCAAUGAAGUCCGGCAUCAGUUUUAAACAGACCGUUCUCUUUUAGAAGAACAAGCAGGUGACCGACGAAUUUAAGAUGACAAAUUUGAUUGUUUUUAUUCUGUCAUUAUCAACGUGUCUGUCUGUGGUAAGUGUGACACAACAGUACUUUUAUUUUAUAUUUCGUUUUUAUGCGUGGUGAUCAAAAUGCGCACAAGGAUGCAUCUCAGAGAAUGGCUUUCUAAUAGGCUACUUGAAACUAUGAACUAUAAUUCAUAUAAAGAUAUAAUAGAAAUGUACCUCAAAUGUGUGGCAUUAUGAUUGAUGCAUUUGAUAAGAGGCUUUUGUCCAUAUAGGGUAUAGGCAGCUGAACAGUGUACACUACUGUGUUGUAAUUUAUUACACCAUAUUGCUCUCUGCAGUCUACAGAAGUUCAGCUCUUGAUUCAAGCAGCAUUUUUCACAGUCCAAAGAGAUAUGGGAUCAUUUCACAUAGCUGUAAUGAAUAGGGUUGUGCUCUUCAAACCAUCAAGAUCCCAUUUUGCCAUAAUGCUGACAUUGGAGUUCCCUCUUCCCUUUUUAUCCACUGUACAGGUCAAAUUCUAGACUAGGUCAUUUAAUCUUUCAGCUAACUAGCAUCCUCAUGAUCUACCCCUCAAGGACUGCUCUGAAUGGACCAUAGAUAUAGUUAGAGGACACAACAUUGUAUCUGUCGCAUUAUGGCGUCUGUGAGAGCAUGGGCAGCUCCAUUGAGGUAAUCUCCAUUUUUUUUGUUUUUAUACUUCUAUAGAUGGGUUAGCUGACAAUGUCACGAAAAUAAUGUGCAUGCUUCAAUGGGGAAGAAGUAUGUGUGUUGUUGUGAUUCUGGAUGGCCAGAAUGCUAGCAACAAUGACAAGAAGCUGCCAUGUGGGGAAUUGUAGGUCGCUCGUUUCAGCUAGUUUGAUCUUGUUCUUGAUACCAUGUCUUGUUUUGAGGUGAGUUGACUGAUGUCAAGUCUAUGCCAAUAUGGCCAAAAUUCACUAGCUAGCUAACCAACAAUGUAUUUGAGAGACAAGUGCUCAUUGUGAAAAUGUAUUUAUGUUUUCAAUAAACAUUGGAAACGAAAUAUAGUUUACAAUUUGUCAACAAUCUAAGCCAACCCCUUCUGUUUUGCCCCAUAGUUGAAGACACAUCAGUUUUGUUGCUAAACAACCAGCCCGUCUAUGAGUUGGUAAAAACAACUGAAAUGGUGCAUACUGACACCUGGAGUGUGUUGUUUGAACAGGUAUAAAGCCAGGUUGUUGAGUUACUGCCACCACAAUAGAAUGUUAGCACACAAGUAUAAUUCCUUGGCUGAUCCCUCCUGAUGACCUGGAUGGAAUUAUGUGAUCCUUCCUAAACCCAUAGGAAGUCCCACCCAGUUGACUACUUGAAAAUGGUGAAAGUCCUCAAUGGCGCUGCCCAUGCUAAAACCGACUUUUGGGCACUAGAGUCCUCUAUCUAUCUCUAUGGAAUUUACCCAUUCAAUGCUGUGCCUAUGUUGGCUUUGCCCCCAAUGUGUGGCAGAGUGAUCGGGACACAGGUGUGAAUGGGGGUCUGGUCCCAUAGUGCAUCUAAUGAGCUUUUACCCAUCAGAACAAGAGAUAGCAGCUGUUCAGUGUCUGUUUGACGCAGUGUAUUCUGAUGUAAUGAUGUGACUCAUGUGAGAGUCAUUUACCUACAAAUACUCUUGCUGUUAACCUCACAACAAUACACAAAAAGGUGGAAAUUAGAAGCCAUAUAGAUUAUAUGGCAGAACCCCUCUCACACAAGAUGUUAAACUCUGAAAACUGGAGUAAAAUAGGACUGUCUGCUGUCUGCAUGGUCUAACAGUCUAGACUAUUACAGAUUUUUCUCAAACCCUAUUAUAGUGCUUUUUACUUUGCUUGAAGGCACACUUAAUAUGGGUCACCUGAAACACGCCAGACUUCACCAUCUGAUUAGGCAAGCAGAUCCCAACAGGUUCUUCUCUAUAGCACACUGGUAACCUGAGUGCCAGUCUGUUUGUGCUAUCAUGCUAACAACUUGUCACUCAUUGUCAUGCUGUUUGGCUUCACAAUGACCAAUGGUGUUGGCAAAAGCACAAACAGAUCUGGGACCAGGCUAGCACACUGGUAGCUAAUAUGCUGCAAUGCACCUCAGGCAUGUUCAGUGUCUGUAGCACACAGGUGCUCCUAUCUGUUUAAAACAUGCUGUAGCGAGACCUCAUGCACCCCAGCCUAUGCACCUUUUGGUUUGGUAUGGUGCCAAUGUGCUUGAUACAAAUAGGGCAAAACUGGAGAGUCUAUCAUCACAUAGUGCUAGAGGGCAGCACUAUUUGCCAGUACAAAUGAACCCCCUCUCUCAAAAUAAGUUGAAUAUUUUGUGUAUUUCUUGUCAUUUCUCCUCCACCAAUCUGAUGAAAGCAGAGUUUUCUCUGGAUAUUGGAUUUAGCAAAUCAGCAAAUAAUCAUUAAUUUAUCACAUAUUAAUAUGGGUUAUAUAGAAAUCCAACAAGUACAGUAGCUGCUGAGAAUGUUGACGUAAUUUGUAUGUACACCCCAUCUCUCUACAGUGGAGUCAUUUCAUAUAAAAACUUUAGCACUGUAUGUUGAGGCACGUACAGAAGCUCUUAAUAAUAUAGCCUGUCUAUCUAUACAGUAUGUAUUCAUGUUUAAUACAACACAGAGUGCUUACUUUGUAAUCCAUGAAAUGGAGGACAUAUUGUACUGUACAGAAAUACCUAUCUGAGCAUCAUUUGAAUGUGCUGUCUGUAAGCAGCUACAAAGAUCAUUUCAAAAUCAGACCUAAUUUAGUAAUAGGCCUUCUCUAUUCAUUUCUAAAUAAUUAGCAGACUCUCAUGAUUAUCCUGUACUUCUAAAGAUCCCAAUCAGCAGAUCAUGAUCAACAGCUGCCUAGAUGUGCAAGUGUCCUGUACAUGACAUGACAGCUAAUUGAAAUGGUUGCUGAUUGCAAUGAAACGUCCUUGACUCUCAAGUAUAAAGCAUGUUGGAAUCGUCAAACACUAAGUCAGUCUGUCUCAUUCAAUAGUCAGUGCCUUCUAAUCUCAUCUCAUUGUGCUUUACAAAAGCAAGUCCCAUGCCGUCUCAGGUCAAUGUGAAUUAUGAAAUAGUAAGGUCUAGCUACUGCCUUUCAUUGAAUGAAUGACUAUUAUGUCACAGAUUUAAUACGGUAUGUGCCAAAUCAGUAUGAUUAGUGUAAAGCUGCUAUGUACCAGUCCUGGAUUCACAAGUCCAUCUGGCUAUAGACAGAUAAACCGUUUACAGAGCAUCUCUGGACACAGAUUCAUCUGUUAGGGGAAAGUGAUAAACAUUAGGGAUUUAUUUGAUAUUAUUGUAUGAAUCAUAUACUGGAAUAGGAAUCAAAACAUAUUUUUGGAUAGAGGAUGAUUAAAAAAAAAGCUGUGAAGUUUGUUUAUGCAUAAGAAGUGCAAAGGCUUACUGUGUGUCCCCAGUGCUUCAGUGUUUUUAGCUUUAUUAGUUACAAAUCAGCUGUGGGGUAUAGUAAUAGCAGCUUAAUACAUUUCAUAUCAAAAUGUUAGGCUCUCACAUUUUAGCCUGAAGGUCUGCGUUGAGUUGCAUUUACUAAGAUGUCUUACGUACUAAGAUGUCUUACAUACUCUGCACUUCCUCUCUCUCUCUCUGACGGAAUACUAGGAAUUAAUCAGAGCAAUAUCUUGUAUGUAAUGUGUGUGUACCACAAUUUGGUGGAGCAAAGAAGCGUUAAAAAUACAUUCGCUUUAGCAAAACAUACAGGAGAUGGGAUUGCUGCUGCAUUAACAUAUCUGUAGCCACACACGUUAGUGUUGUGUCCCGAAUGGCACCCUAUUCCCUAAAUAGUGCACUAAAUAGUGCCCUUUAAAGGGAAUAGGAUGCCAUUAGGGACGGAGCCUAGUUGUAACGGCCUAGGCGACGGUUGGUGAACCCAGUAAUUAGUGGUGAGUGUUGUGUGCAGCUUCAUUUAAAAGGCCUUGUAGCCUACUGGGAGUGGGUCAUUGACUCUGUCUCAGAGAUAGACGCUCCCACCACUGACCUGACAAUCACUGCCAUUUUGGGGCGAAACUGUGAGAGUCCCGGGUGUGAGAGUCAAUAUCUCCUCUCUCACUGCACACUCAUGAAAGGUAGGAGUGCCCUCAAUGCCCUUCCAAGCCAGCCAAGAGAAACAUUCUGCUUCAAGUGCGAUGUACAGUGCCUUGCAAAAGUAUUCAUCCCCCUUUGGUGUUUUUCCUAUUUUGUUGCAUUACAACCUAUAAUUUAAAUUGAUUUUUAUUUGCAUUUCAUGUAAUGGACAUAUACAAAAUAGUCCAAGUUGGUGAAGUGGAAUGACAAAAAUAACUUGUUUCAAAAAAUUUGAAAAAAUAAAUAACGGAAAAGUGGUGCGUGCAUAUGUAUUCACCCCCUUCCCUUUGCUAUGAAGCCCUAAAUAAGAUCUGGUGCAACCAAUUACCUUCAGAAGUCACAUAAUUAGUUAAAUAAAGUCCACCUGUGUGAAAUCUAAGUGUCACAUGAUCUGUCACAUGAUCUCAGUAUAUAUACACCUGUUCUGAAAGGCCCCAGAGUCUGCAACACCACUAAGCAAGGGGCACGCUCAGGUUUUCUGUUUUAUUGUCUUAUUUCUUGUUUGUUUCACAAGAAAAAAUAUUUUGCAUCUUCAAAGUGGUAGGCAUGUUGUGUAAAUCAAAUGAUACAAACCCCCUAAAAAUCAAUUUUAAUUCCAGGUUGUAAGGCUUUCAAAAGCCACUGUAGUUUCUUUGGAUGUGUCUUCGACUAUGAGUGUAGUGUAGUUCUGUGUGUUUGCCUUAGAAGAGUCCGGAAGUCAUAUUAGUCAUUGCCUGUGUUCCAAACAGUACCCUUUUCAGUAUUUACACUGUCCUACGUAUUUAUUUGGACAGUGAAGCUAAAACGUUUAAUUUAGCUCUGUACUUCAGCAUUUUGGAUAUAGCCCUUUCCUGCAGUCAAUGAUCAAAAGUGACCUCUUUGGCCUCAUGGAUGGAAUGUUGUUAAUAUUUUUCAUAAUUUCAUAAUUAAUAAAGAUUAUUUCCAGUUUCCAUUUAGUGUAAUAUUAGGAUGCAAACUCAAAAUUGAAUAAAUCUCAACUGUAUAUCUGACAUGGUACAGAUGUCUUCUUAUUUUUAAGCCCCCAACCAUGUGUGUGAGGUGUAUACUUUUGUUUCAAAGUAGAUUUGUUUGACUACCAAGAAAACACUCUGUGUGACCCUGAUUUAGCCCACUGCAGUAAAAGGUUAUGGAUAAUCAUUAAUGAAUCGUGAGUAAUGAUGAAUGAGAAAGUUACAGAUGCACAAAGAUCAUGCCCCAAAGACAUGCUAACCUCACCAUUACAAAUAACCAGGGAGGUUAGCAUUUUUGGGGGUGGUAUGAUAUUUAUGCCUCUAACUUUCUCACUCAUCAUUAUUAACGAUCCAUUCAUGAUUAUCCGUAAUCAUGGUAGCAUCCACAUUCAUGUAGAAGUGUUCAGAAACAUUAUAUUCUUAUUUACAAUAAAUGUGACUCCAAAAUGACACAAUACAUUAUUAUCCAUUCAUUUCUAUUGGGCACAACAUAAUCUGAAACAACCAAAACAAACUGCAAAUGCAUACAACAAGUUUGUAGAGUCACAAACUAGAUGUAGUCAUUGCGUGCUAGGAAUAUGGGACCAAAUACUAAACUUCUGACUAAAUGUAAUACACUAUAAGUGAUUUUUUUUCUAAAUACUUGACACCUUCAAAUUGGGGGACUAGAUAUAUGUAAAGUGCUUUAAUUUCUAAACGGUAAAACAGAUAUGUAUGAACAUACCCUCAAAUGAAAUGUGACAUUCUGUACUGUUGCUUCAUAUUUGAUCUCAAAUCCAAAAUGCUGGAGUAUAGAGCCAAAUUAAUAGUUUUAGCUUCACUGUCCAAAUAAAUAUGUAGGGGAGAGUAGUAUACUACUUUUGACCUGGGCCCAUAGGGCUCUGGUCAAAGGUAGUGCACUAUGUAGGGAAUAGGGUGCCAUUUUGGAUGCAGCAUUUAGUUCCCAUUGACCCAGUGCGAGGUCUCUUCCGCUUGGUGCCCCCGAUUGCUUGUUAACGCUUCUGACAAUGCUACUUGGUGCCGUGUGUGUGUGUGUGUGUGCCCCCUGAGACGUGCUCUCUGUGGCACACAGUGUGUAUCUCGCCCUUUCUGUCACAUGCCACUUGUUUCUCCUGGCAGGGAUUGGGUCUGUUUAGCAGAAAAAGACUAACGUGAAACAACAGUUCAUUCUGAUGUUCAGUCUGUUUUCAGGCCACUCUCUUCCUGCAGCACACCUCACAAUGGCACACUGCCCAGUUUGACUAUUUUGUUCUUCACACUCAGGCCAUCAUCCCUUUUCUCUGCACUUGAAUCCUCCAGAAAAGGGCUAACGUGGUUCACACCCACACUGAUGCACACUCACUCACACACAAUGUCAACACACAGCCAAACGUACUGUACGUCAUCACAUAUGUGUGAAACCCUUUAGGGCUCUAGGGAACGUAUACAGUUCCCAUUUAGGAUGCUGAAGGUGUUUGUUGAGGAAUUCCCUACUGCAAUAUCUCCCAAAACCACAUACUAACACUGGUUAUUUAGUGUGCAACUUCAUGAUGCGUAAACAUAUUGGUUAUUCUAUCCAUCUUCUCCAUUUACUCAUGGGAAAAGUUUUGUGAUUUCUCACCUAUUUAUUCUACCUCUAAUGGGAAUCUCUCUCCUCCAGUAAAACUUCUCAUUUAUUUAUUCAUUCAUUCAUUCUCUCUCUCUCUCUCUCUCGCUCUCUCUCUCAACUAACCUAUGUAGUUAGGAAGGUGGUGUUAUCAUGAACUGCUGUGUCAUUUAAAAACAUAAAAUAAAUGUAUUUAAAACAUGAUCUGAUUUAUGUGAUGUAUAACAGCUAAUGGGAUAACCUGUCCCUGAUAUUGUGGAUGUCUUGUUUUAUGUCUUGUUCACUGGUGUUUCCCUGCAUUCUGCUGCUUAAGAAAAUAUAUGAUGUCCUGCGAAAAACUAAUUGAAUCUACAACGUAAAUUAACUACACCUUUCUUUCUACUAUACAAUUGAUCUCUUUUAAUAUGAUCUCAAAAUACGAGUCAAUUGAAGUUAAUCAAACUUAUAUUGCAUUUUUUUUUUGUUAGGUGAGUGGAAGACAUCCAACAUGUAACUUCCUCCUGGAGCUUGAAACAGACCAGGAAGAAUGUCUUGUGAAGCUGAGGGACCAAGAACCUUCAAAUUACUCCAAAGGUGACAUCACAGAAUAUUUUGAUUUCACAUUCAUCUCGCCUCAUCAGACAGGAUAAACCAUGGGUUGCAAAUAGAUUUCUGAAUAUUUUGGGAAUUGAAAGAUUACAAGCUACAUAGAUUUUUAUGUCACCCAAUUAAAUCACAUUUAUUAAACUUUUAAAAGAAAAUAUGAAAUGCCACCUAUUCAAGUGCCUUUGAAAAGUAAAUGUCAAAUUAUAUGAAGACUUUUAGUAGUUUUACAGUGUUUCCUAGUCCAGAUAAGCCCCACAACUCAGAUUGUGACCAGAAACCUUUGAUUUAUUGCCACUUUCCAUUAAAAUCUGAAUAGCUUGCACUUUAGCUAUCUUGAAGUAAAUGUUGUACAUAGUGAACGUUCUACAACUCAUGCUUAUGAGCAUUCUCUCUAUAAUUAGGGGUUCAAGCCAGCGAAGCUGGGUGAAACCCUAUUGUAUUUGUUGACGUUCAUUAUUAUUAUUAUACCGGUUGUUCUUGCGAGGAAAUGUAACAUGCAAAUUCCUGUGAGAUGGUAAGGCCGAGGAGGGUGCAACUUCACAUGUUGGUAAAGGCCCAUAGUCCACACCCUCUCAUGCGAUGCCAUGCCAAUUGGCCACAAGGUGGCGCUAUAACAGGCGAUUGAAAUUGCAAAUUUCGGUCCAGCGGUUCUGAAGAAGAAGACAUUUAAAGUAGUCAACAUCAUUACAAUUGGUCCAAAAUACAUUAAAGGCAUAUUGCAUGAUCUGUUUGAUGUUUUAGUUCUGAUAUUUGGCAAGCAUGGAAAGGAUUACAGAAGUAGCUCAUCCUAGGGCAAUGUGUCGAGUUUGUCCUGAUGGUGGCACAAUGGGCCCACAACUUGAACCCCGGCAUUUCUGCUUGCAGUUAUAAUAAUAAUAAUUAUUAUUAUUAUACUAAACUUUAUGCCUGGCAGCCCCACCAUGCUGCCGACUCACUAUAUUGACACUUUACUGUGAGUUAUAACCAAGGUUGUGCUACAUAAAUUAAACUAAUUGGAUGAAGAAUUACUGUGAGGUGUCAAGGGAAUUAGUGUACGUUAUCAAAGACAAGAGAACGUGUAUAGUUUAGUUGAAAUUAUACAUUAUUUCGCAAUGUAACUUUUGUCUUCUUUCACCAUAACAUGAGCAUAGGUAUAAAGCAGUUCUUAUUGACAAUAUUAAGUAAAAUAUGCAUUGAAAGUACCCAGUUACUCCAGGAACAGAUCAUUUUUCUGAACAUAAAAUUACAUAAGAGAACAAUUUGAUUUCAUUUGACUUAAUUAUUAGGUGUAUGCCUUUAUGUAUUUUUCCUACCAUGUGACGUUCUAUUUUGUAUUCCUUCAAUAAUAUCUCAAUCUCAAAACCUGACCAAUGUAUGUUUCUGAGCCUUGCUUGUGUGUACUGUACUGUAAAAUUGAUAUAUUUUAUGCUAUCAAGCAGGCACCUUCACCAAAGCGAUUUACAUCAGUGAGUGCAUACAUUUUCAUAUCGGUGGUCCUACGGGGAAUUGAACCCACGACCAUGACGUUGCUAGCGCCAUGCUCUUACCAACUGAGCCAACUGUACCAUGGAAGUAUAGAGAGCAUCCAGGUCAAUAAUAAAGGGAGCAGGGAUUUCAUGCAUCAGUUACCCUGGUAUUGGAAUGAAGCCAUGCUUAAUGCAAAUCAAUAAUUGAUUUGUUCUUGUUGUAUAGCCCAAUGUGAUUAUGAAACAUUUCUGUUUUUUUAUUUUUAUUGAUUAGCGCCAGUGCGCACUGUGGGUGGCAAUGUACUCAACAGUAUCAUCUAAAAGUGUGAUACAGUACAGUACUGCCAUUAUCAUACAUUGAAUCACAGUUAUAAAGAUACCAUACAGCAAGCAGGAGCUGCACUUGAAAUAAUAUAAUUGUGUGUGUCCCAAAUGUCACUCUGUUCCCUACAGUGCACUACUUUUGACCAGAGCCCUGUGCACUAUAAAGGGAAUCGGGUGCCAUUUGAAACGCAGCAGGACACACAUUAUACCACUCAUGUGGGUCACAUCAUGAAUAUGUAUUUUUUUUUUUUUUUUGUCUGUGUGUCACAAUUUUGUUUUCAUUGAAUUAUUUCUGUCUGAUGUUAGUUAAUAUGUUUAUUUUGAUAGAGCUGGCUACAUUGUUUACUGGUGGGGCUACGUUUUACUGAGCUUAGGCCUAAGCGCUCCAUUUUUGCCACUAAGUUGCUAAAAAGGGUUUGACUGUUUUAAGUCUGCCCUUGGCACUUUCACACCCUUUUGUUUCAUAACAAGCUAUUUCAGGAGUCAUGUUUCAGAGAAAGGCUUUCUCAGCCGUGGCCGUCCUCCUGACAUUGGUGAAACAAAUAGAUUCACACAUUUAGCCACUUUCACUCCCACACAGAGAAUCUAUCAUAUUGUUCCAACCACCAGUAGCGUAAUGGACUACCAUUCAUUCUGAAAGAGCCUACUGUAUAGUGAAGUGUAUAUUGUGCAUACACUACUGAAUGUACAGUAGGUGAGCAUUGAUCAUAUACAAUAAUUAUAUGAUGCUAUCCAUAAAAUGAACAACCUAUAGAGCAGGGCUCUCCAACCCUGUUCCUGGAGAGCUACCGUCCUGUAGGUUUUCACUCCAACCCUAAUCGAGCACACCUGAUUCUAAUAAUUAGCUGGUUGAUAAGCUGAAUGAGGUGAGUUACAACUGGGGUUGGAGCGAAAACCUACAGGUGGGUAGCUCUCCAGGAACAGGGUUGGAGUGAAAACCUACAGGAGGGUAGCUCUCCAGGAAAAGGGUUGGAGCAAAAACCUACAGGAGGGUAGCUCUCCAGGAACAGGGUUGGAGCGAAAACCUACAGGAGGGUAGCUCUCCAGGAACAGUGUUGGAGAACCCUGCUGUAGAGUGUAUGGUCUUGAAUCACCUAUGGCAGAAGUACAAUUUCAACAGUUGCAUAAGGCAAAGUUAUGAUAAACAACCAACUGUUUUAUUUAUUUAAAUCAUUGUAUUUUUCUAAGACACUGCUGUCUGAUCUCUUGACAGGAGUAGGAUGCAAAGCGAUCUGGGAUAACAUAGCAUGUUGGGACCGUGCAGAGGUUGGAGAGACUGUCACUAGAGAGUGCCCCAGGGUGCUCAAGAUGUUCUUUGGCAGAAAUGGUACAGUAUUGUCAUUUCUCAUACAUUAAUUUCGAUAUCAAUGUCAAAGUCACAUUUCUGGAUGUUUUUGUGGGAGUGUUCUGUUCUCAAACCCCACAUUCAAAGGGUAGUUUGAGAUAUUCCUCAAGCAAUGUUCUGUACGUUUUUUUCGGGUUAGAGCUUACGCCAUGUUCGGGCUUUGGAUUCACACCAGACCCAUGUUUCUCAUUUCACAGAAUUACCGAGGUGUACAGACCAGUGUAAUGUAGAUGUUCUACCUUUCGAGUACAUUGAAAGCCAGGGACAAAAAUGGCCCCCAAGUUUAUAUCGUUAUUUUUUAUAAACUGUGGCACUGAAACAUGGUGAAUUGCACUAAGCAAGGUUCAGAGAAUGAUCUGUUCUGCACUGCAUGGAUUAGAGGCAAAAUGAAUCACGUCUGCUCACUCCAUAAUCUCCAAUGGCCCAUGUGGCAGACUAGGAUGCUGUGGAGCUCUCCACCUUCCCAUCAGUCUGGACGAAUCUGCACUGACACGUCAUUCAUUAUAAACUAAUUACCCAGACAAAAAGGAUGAUAAAUGAUGCAUUAUACUGUUAGAUUAUUGGAUUCACUUGAAGACAGGUUCCAGUCCUAUGAUGAACGCCCCACAUUCAAGAUACACUACAUGACCAAAAGUAUGUGGACACCUGCUUGUGGAACAUCUAAUUCCAAAAUCAUGGGCAUUGAUAUGAAGUUGGUCCCCCCUUUGCUGCUAUAACAGUCUCCACUCUUCUGGGAAGGCUUUCCACUAGAUGUUGGUACAUUGCUGCGGGGUACUUGCUUCAAUUCAGCCACAAGAGCAUUAGUGAGGUCGAGAGAGAGAGACCCAGACCAUUAUUCCUCCUCCACCAAACAUUACAGUUGGCACUAUGCAUUUUAUACACCUGUCAACUACCGGUGUGGCUGAAAUAGCCGAAUCCACUAAUUUGAAGGGGUGUCCACAUACUUUUGUCUAUAUAGUGUACAUCUGAGUUAAAACUAGCUGUGUGAAAUUGAUAAGGACGAGUUGGGCAUGUAAAUUGGCUUGGAAUACUUUUUGUAACAGAAACCUCUGGGGAGCCCUAUAGCACCCGUCAAACCUAUGACUAGGCAGGCUGCUGUGGCAGGGUCUGUGUAGAGUAUACUAAUGGAGUGCGACAUGCUCAUUCCGAUCACAGAAGUGGAGAAAGAAAGAAAGAGGCCUGUGGUUAUACAUAGUGUGUGGCAAAGUACAUUACAGAACAUUGCACACUGGGUUCAGGCACUGCCAUCGGUUGCGUCCCAAAUGGCACCCUUUAACUUAUAUAGUGCACUACUUUUGACCAGGGACGAUAAGACUGGUCAAAAGUAGUGCACUAUGUGAGGAAUAGGGUGCCAUUUGGGAUGCAAUCAUCGUUGUCUCCUCGAGAAUAACACAGAGAGAAUAAACACAGUCUCUCACAUCCUCUGUUCCGCUUACAUUCUCCCCCUGCCCCUGUCUGUCCCUGCCACAGAGCAGAGCACACUCCAGACGUUUAUAUCUCCAGACGCAUUCUCUCAUCUAGACCUCUGUGGAAUGCCAAACCCAAGAGAAGAAACACAUUCAAUAUUCAACCGACUAAGUUGAAGGCUCCUUUGAAUCAAGCAUUGAACGAUGAUUGUUCUUCCCAGAGUGAGAGGUUUUUGUGAAAAACCAAUCUCUCAAAAUUACAUCUAUUUGCCCUUGAAAAGACUGUCUGAAUGUCUUUUAAAGGCCCAGGGCAGUAAAAAUUCAGUUUUCCUGUGUUUAAAAAUAAUAAUAUUGUACAACAGCUGAUGAAACUAACACUGUUAAAGUGUGAAAAAAGUGGAUCAGUGUUUUCCUGAUAGUUGCUGGUUGAAAAUACAAUCUACACAGGACUUUCUAAUCAGCAGGUUUGCAUGGGUGGGAGUUUCUGCUUGCUGGGUGACAUCACCAGGCGGUAAAUUGGUUAAUAGACCAAUAACAAAGAGAGUUCCAAACGUCUCUGCCAAUAACAGCUUGUUUUCAGUUUUCCCCUCCCCACUCAGACCACUCCCAGACAGUCCUUGCAAAAUUCUUGCUUGAGAAAUAGUUUUUUGCUAAAAAGCUAUUUUUGUCAGUUUUAAUGGAAAACUAUUACAGUACGGUACUUAAUUGUUACCCAGAAAUGAUUUGAUAUUGAUAUAAAACAGUCUUUAAUAUAUAUGAUAACACUGUAAACAAGAGCCUGACGAAUUAAACUUUAAUGGAAGCCAUCAUCUGUCAUGUUCAAAAUGGGAUCACAGCAAUUCACUUCAGGGUUGUGUGUGAAGCCAAUAUUUCAGUCAGCUUGAUUGGGCUUACUAUCUGUGAUAACAAUAGAAGAUAAUCUUGGCUAAAAAAAAAUAUUUCAUCAAACUCAUCAGGGAAAUCAAAUCCCUGCAUCUACAAACAAACAAACAUGCUGCAUGUUUCUAAGACUAUGAUUUAUGAAAGGAAUAAUGGGUCUGGAUAACCAUUUAUAAAGGUUUUAGAGAAGAGGCAAUAGAAACAUUUAACUGGCAAAAACAAUGUUUUUCUCCUAUCCACAGGAAACAUAAGCAAGAACUGUACAGCGGACGGAUGGUCUGAUGUUUUUCCCAACAUCACCAGUGUGUGUGGGGCAGAGGAAAAGCAUGAUAAGGUAAGCAGGGUGAUGUUCUUUAAGUUCUCGAUCUCUAUAUCUAUUGUCUCUCUAGUGUUGUAUCAUUAUUCACAGUUUGACCAAGAAACGACAUGGAAAUACAAUACAGUAGUCUAUCAGAUAUUAGAUAUUGCAAUGAAGGUGUUGAUACAUUGGACAUCAAAGAAAAUAACAAGACAAUGUUCUUGUGUGAUUGAUUUUCCAUUGUUUUAUAUUAUAUACUAUUUUGUUUGUGGUCUGAUUUCUGAGUGUGAAGGCCCUCAUGCUGAUAAUGAAAGCUAGCAGUAGAACACUUUGCUAAAUGCAUGGAAAUUCUGUCCUGGGUCUGUUUUGAUAGGGAAGGUGUACUGCAGUGUGUGUUUGUGUGCUAACUUCCACCUGAUGCCUUGAAAUACAGAUGAAACACAGGCACCUUAAAGGCUAAAUAAAACAUCCUGUUCACCAUGGCACCCAGCUGUCUCCUCAAUCUAAACAUUGUACCAUCUGUGUCCCAAAUGGCUCCCUAUUCCCUAUAGUGCACUGCUUUUGACCAGAGCCCUGUGGUGAAUAUGCUUGUGGAGUAACUGAAUACUGAAUACAUGUAUUAUUAUUAUUAUUAUUAUUAUAUUAUGUACAGUGAGGGAAAAAAGUAUUUGAUCCCCUGCUGAUUUUGUAUGUUUGCCCACUGACAAAGAAAUGAUCAGUCUAUAAUUUUAAUGGUAGGUUUAUUUGAACAGUGAGAGACAGAAUAACAAAACAAAAAUCCAGGAAAAGGCAUUGUCAAAAUUUUUAUAAAUUGAUUUGCAUUUUAAUGAGGGAAAUAAGUAUUUGAACCCCUCUCAAUCAGAAAGAUUUCUGGCUCCCAGGUGUCUUUUAUACAGGUAACGAGCUGAGAUUAGGAGCACACUCUUAAAGGGAGUGCUCCUAAUCUCAGUUUGUUACCUGUAUAAAAGACACCUGUCCACAGAAGCAAUCAAUCAAUCAGAUUCCAAACUCUCCACCAUGGCCAAGACCAAAGAGCUCUCCAAGGAUGUCAGGGACAAGAUUGUAGACCUACACAAGGCUGGAAUGGACGUGGUGAGAAGGUGACAACAGUUGGUGCGAUUAUUUGCAAAUGGAAGAAACACAAAAUAACUGUCAAUCUCCCUCGGCUUGGAGCUCCAUGCAAUAUCUCACCUUGUGGAGUUGCAAUGAUCAUGAUAACGGUGAGGAAUCAGCCCAGAACUACACGGGAGGAUCUUGUCCACUAUGAUGACACACCAAAUGUGUUUGAUGGAUCCUUUUUGUCUUCUUCUAGUGCCUCUUAAGGGGAAAGUAAUCUAAAUGUAACUGAAAGUAAUCUAUUUACAUUACUGAGUUUGGGUAAUCCAAAAAUUAUGUUACUGAUUACAAAUUUGGACAGGUAACCUACCCAACCCUGGUGGUGAAAAUUUGGGACGCAGACUCCGAGUUACUGUCAUCCUGGUUGGCCCACUACAGCAGAUGUUAAUAAGAGGCCAAGCAAGUAGCAACAAUGAACUAGGAGUAGAAAACAUGAAGAAGACUGAUGAUUCAUACUGCUAUUCCACUGCCCAAAAUUUUAUCAGAGAUGAGCCCUGAAAAAGGGCAAUCAAACUCACGAAUGACCCAUUCAUUUAAGGUAAUUUAAAUAAUACUCCCAACCAGGGUUGGGUAGGUUACUUUGUAAAUGUAAUCUGUUACACUUACUAGUUAUCUGUCCACAAUUGUAAUCAGUAACAUAAUCUGAUUACUUUAGGAUGACUUUCCCCUUAAGAGGCAUUAGAAGAAGACAAAAAGGAUCCAUCAAACACAUUUGGUGUGUCAUCAUAGUGGACUCCCUCAGGUGGAACAAAUGUAAACUUGUGCCUUUUUUUCAAUGCUGAAUUGAAUGUCAUUGAGAAAACAAAUUUUUUCACAAGCAUCCUUUCUGAAAAAAUAAAUCCAAGGAAUUUCAAAAGUAUCUGUAAUCAGAUUACAAUCGUUUGCUGGUAACGUUGCUGAAUACAGUUCGUUUUUUUGUAAUCAGAUUACUUGCAACCCUGCUCCCAACACCAGUAAUUCUCAUUUGACAUACUGACUGAAGUAAAAUUGCUGGCCACGAUUCCCUCCCAUUCACUUGUUUUAUUCAGAUUGGGGCAAUAUCAAUACCUUGAAUAGCCUAUUGUGAUUGCUUUCUCUCUCUUCUAUUGGAGGUUAUCCAAGAUGCGCCUCUGGUCUGGAUCACAGGGCCAUCGUUGGCACUCUGCUGAUCUCCAUCUGAAAAAAAGAACUCCUACUUUCCUAAAUAUUAAAUAUACUGAAAGGUUUUCCUUUAGCUGUGUGGCCAUUAAUCCGUGAAAUUCGACAACUACUCUCACCCAAGCCUUUCCCCCUGUCCGUUUGUGUUAAGGCCAAGUCCAGUCUUUCGGAAAGGUAAAUUAAUCUUCUCACUAUGAAAAAUAGAUAGGAACACAUGUUUCCUCAAUUACUUGUUUCACACCUAUAGUUAAUACGUUUUGGGCUGCAACUAGUAGUGAAGCCAGGAAUUCUUGAAAGUGGUGGAGUGGCAAGAAGUACCAAAUGAUGCCCCCUGCCAUUACCAAUAUAGUGCAAGCUCUUUGGGACCCUGCCUUUGGGAUGUAACCUCUAGCCUGAGUGCCAGUCUGUUUGUGCUAUCAUGCCAACUCCUUGUCACUCAUUGUUCUGUUUGGCUUGACAAUAACAGCAAUGGAGUUGGCAUGAGCACAAACAGAUCUGGGACCAGGCUUUGUAACCUCAACUUUGGCUGGAUAACCUUUUCUUAUAGUUGUAUUUGAAGAGGAGUUAUGAUGUUCAUGGAUGUGUGAUGUUCAAACCUACUCUAACCUUAAUAUAUAUUUUUGAGGCCGAAAGUGUGAUAUCUCAUUGACAUUCUUGCUAAAGCAAUUAUCUAAGUUUGACAGUAUAUUAGGUUUUGUCUAUCAUAUACAGUACAUCAGAUGCAUGUUGUGUGUCCUCUAAAGGCAAUUUACUAAGAACAACGUGGCGGGGUGACCACUUUUUUGUUGUUUGAAUCCCAGAUUGCCCCUUUAAGAGCUCUGUGACCAAUGCUGCAAUGCUGUUUCCCACUAAUACACUAGAUUACAGUUGCGUUACUUGUCUUUUUCGAGUUGAGGUCAACCCUCACUUACGCCCUAGAGAGCCAAUUCAGUCCCUGUGGCAGAGUCAGAAGUGGCAAAGUCUCCUAGAGGGGAAACAUUGAGGACUCUCGCUUGUUCCUCUCAGAGCGUAAAGCUAUUUUUAAAAAUGUAUUUCUAGGGCUAUUUUUGGUGAUACAAAUGGGCAGAUUAGCGGCCCUUUUGACAUGAUGAUCACUGGCAAUUAGACUGGAAUCAAUCCAGACAAAAUUCAUUAACAGUUUUGCUGUGACAAAUUAUUUCUUUGAGGUAUUAUUAUGUAUUAUAAAACGGGUAGUUUGGAUCCUGGAUGCUUAUUGGUUGAUAGUUGUUAGGCAUUUUCCGUGGAUAACUGUCAACAGUUCCAUAUGAAUACACUUGGAAAGUGUACUGAAGACACCUUGCAGUUUUGAUACGUACUUCGUAGUGAAGGUGUGUUUAAUGUAUCAGUUGGGGUGUUUUUGUCGACUAAAUUUACACAAAGUUUUCUUUCAAAUCUUAUGGAUGAGAUAGUAUCAAAACUAAUUGACCUUUUCUUGGAAGGAUGAAAGGUUACUAUUCAACUGUAUCUGUCAUUUCACUGUUUAGGACUGGCUAUAGGGAUACACUCGUUCUAUAGGGAGUGUGUGUGUGUGUGUGUGUGCGUGCGUCCACGUUUUGUAGAACAAUGAGCAAUGGAAAGUGUGAAGUGCAGGUGGAGAAGAUAUGUCACUGCUGCAGGAUAGGAGUUCUCUCAAUGCUUUUAGAGAGAGUGACUGUUUUACUAAGAGAAUGUCAAUUUGGCACUGCCUCAAAGGAGUGACUGCGAGCAUUGGUGCGUUGGUAGGGUCCUUGUCUGACAUUUGUUUUAAAGGAAGUCUCUUUGUUUUUCACUCAACCGUAGUAAAAGGGGGUAAAUCAAACAUUUGACUAAUUUCCUGGGGAAACAAGAUAAGAGGGCAGAUUCGAGCAGGUCAUGUUAUUGACAGAUUUCAAUCUCUUUGAAUCUGUGAAUCACUCUUUGAGUGGGUUGAAUGAUUCGCAGUAAAGGCAUUGUACUUACAAUGGCUCCUCUUAGGGGAUGGCUCUUUCUGACAGUAAUGCUCGGUACAUGUUUUUCUCACCAAUGUUUUUAACCAGUCUCUACAGUACACUUUUGUGACUCUGAAAAUGAUGUUUCUAAAGAUCCUACAGUCUUUCAGUUUCAACAUGUUGAUGUUGAUGUUGCUGGUGAUAAUUCUAGGAUAUUACAUCUGUCAUUUGGUGUUACAGUGAGGGAAAAAAGUAUUUGAUCCCCAGCUGAUUUUGUACGUUUGCCCACUGACAAAGACAUGAUCAGUCUAUAAUUUUAAUGGUAGGUUUAUUUGAACAGAGAGAGACAGAAUAACAACAACAAAAUCCAGAAAGAUGCAUGUCAAAAAUGUUAUAAAUUGAUUUGCAUUUUAAUGAGGGAAAUAAGUAUUUGACCCCUCUGCAAAACAUGACUUAGUACUUGGUGGCAAAACCCUUGUUGGCAAUCACAGAGGUCAGACAUUUCUUGUAGUUGGCCACCAGGUUUACACACAUCUCAGGAGGGAUUUUGUCCCACUCCUCUUUGCAGAUCUUCUCCAAGUCAUUAAGGUUUCGAGGCUGACGUUUGGCAACUCAAACCUUCAGCUCCCUCCGCAGAUUUUCUAUGGGAUUAAGGUCUGGAGACUGGCUAGGCCACUCCAGGACCUUAAUGUGCUUCUUCUUGAGCCACUCCUUUGUUGCCUUGGCCGUGUGUUUUGGGUCAUUGUCAUGCUGGAAUACCCAUCCACAACCCAUUUUCAAUGCCCUGGCUGAGGGAAGGAGGUUCUCACCCAAGAUUUGACGGUACAUGGCCCCGUCCAUCGUCCCUUUGAUGCGGUGAAGUUGUCCUGUCCCCUUAGCAGAAAAACACCCCCAAAACAUAAUGUUUCCACCUCCAUGUUUGACGGUGAGGAUGGUGUUCUUGGGGUCAUAGGCAGCAUUCCUCCUCCUCCAAACACGGCGAGUUGAGUUGAUGCCAAAGAGCUCCAUUUUGGUCUCGUCUGACCACAACACUUUCACCAAGUUCUCCUCUGAAUCAUUCAGAUGUUCAUUGGCAAACUUCAGACGGGCCCGUAUAUGUGCUUUCUUGAGCAGGGGGACCUUGCGGGCGCUGCAGGAUUUCAGUCCUUCACGGCGUAGUGUGUUACCAAUUGUUUUCUUGGUGACUAUGGUCCCAGCUGCCUUGGGAUCAUUGACAAGAUCCUCCCGUGUAGUUCUGGGCUGAUUCCUCACUGUUCUCAUGAUCAUUGCAACUCCACGAGGUGAGAUCUUGCAUGGAGCCCCAGGCCAAGGGAGAUUGACAGGUCUUUUGUAUUUCUUCCAUUUGCGAAUAAUCGCACCAACUGUUGUCAUUUUCUCACCAAGCUGCUUGGCGAUGGUCUUGUAGCCCAUUCCAGCCUUGUGUAGGUCUACAAUCAUGUCCCUGACAUCUUUGGAGAGCUCUUUGGUCUUGGCCAUGGUGGAGAGUUUGGAAUCUGAUUGAUUGAUUGCUUCUGUGGACAGGUGUCUUUUAUACAGGUAACAAGCGGAGAUUAGGAGCACUCCCUUUAAGAGUGGGAGCCAGAAAUCUUUGUGAUUGAGAGGGGGUCAAAUACUUAUUUCCCUCAUUAAAAUGCAAAUCAAUUCAUAACAGUUUUGACAUGCGUUUUUCUGGAUAUUUUUGUUGUUAUUCUGUCUCUCACUGUUCAAAUAAACCUACCAUUAAAAUUAUAGACUGAUCAUUUCUUUGUCAGUGGGCAAAUGUACAAAAUCAGCAGGGGAUCAAAUACUUUUUUCCCUCACUGUAGGAUCAAAGUCCAUUCUGAAAGUACAUACAAAGUAGGUUGCUAUGACCCAUACGCAGGACCUGUGCAUUGUAUGUUCUUUCUCCUGACUCGUCUUCUAUGGUGCUGAAGUAAACGCCUAUCUGAGAUCAAUCAUAUUUCUUUGCAUUUAAUUAUAUAUACAGCUUUGACACAGCCAAUGACUGUACUGUAUGUUCUCUCUCCUAUAGCUGCUCUUCUUUAUGGUGGUGAAGACGUUAUAUACGCUGGGCCACAGUUUGUCUUUGAUCGCCCUCACAACUGGGAGCGCCAUCCUCUGUCUAUUCAGGUGAGAGUUAGGGUGAGUCCCAAAUGACACCCUAUUUCCUAUAUAGUGGUCAAAAGUAGUGCACUAUAUACUGUAGGAAAUAAGGUGCUAUUUGGGUAACAAUCUUAGUCACGCACUGUAGAGAGAAGCAGCAGGGUGUUGUCACACACCAGAGAUCCUCUGAUAAAUAAUUUCUUUCACCCACUCUAUAGAAAACUCCAUUGCACGCGGAACUACAUUCACCUCAACCUUUUCUUUUCCUUCAUCCUGAGAGCGGUGGCAGUUCUUGUGAAGGACGACAUCCUCUUCUCUCGCAAUCAGUGCUCUGAGCAGCCUUCACUGGUGAGUCAGGUUGUUUAUCAGCCUGUAUACCUCUGGUUCUUAUAGUUAAUUGACAAUUCCGACUGAUAUGUAUUUGUAUGUAUUGGUAUUGAUGUAUUUGUAUAGAUUUGCUAUGAAACUUCUUUGAGAUUGUGGUACAGAAUUCAGUUUCCAUUGGACACAUUUUGGUUCUUGCACCUUCAGUUCACUCUGAUUGUGUUGGUAUACUUUAGAAAUAAGUGGUUUCCACAUCUUUGUCUAUCAGAAUAAGGACAUGGAAUUCAGUUUCCAUAUAGACACACACGUUGGUUAUUUUUGUUGAGUGUCCUGUAGUUUCUCUUUGUAUAGCAGCACAAGUGAUGUACUACAAUGUUGUCCCAGAUUGGAUGCAAGGCGAGCCUGGUGAUUUUUCAAUACUUUAUCAUGGCCAACUUCUUCUGGUUGCUGGUCGAGGGCCUUUACCUCCAUACGCUCCUGAUAGUCAUCUUCUCUGAAAAUAGACACUUCAUCGUUUAUCUUCUCAUCGGCUGGGGUAAGCUACUCAUUAAUAUAUAUGCAAUGUAUCAACAACAGUGAGGAACAUGCAGUACAUCCAAUCCAUUCAUGCUAUCAUGUCCUCCCGAGUGGCGCAGUGGUCUAAGGCUAGCUGUGCCACUAGAGAUCCUGGUUCGAAUCCAGGCUCUGUCGUAGCCGGCCGUGACCGGGAGACCCAUGGGGCGGCGCACAAUUGGCCCAGCGUCGUCCAGUGUAGGGGAGGGAAUGGCCGGCAGGGAUGUAGCUCAGUUGGUAGAGCAUGGCAUUUGCAACGCCAGGGUUGUGGGUUCGAUUCCAGUAUGAAAAAAAAAAAAUUUGAUGUAUGCACUCACUAACUGUAAGUCGCUCUGGAUAAGAGCGUCUGCUAAAAUGUCUAUCAGAUUGUAUUCGGUGAAUUCUCCUCUGUAUUUCAGGAAUCCCAACCGUGUUUGUUUCUGCAUGGGCUAUUACAAGGGUUUAUUUUGAGGAUACUGGGUAAGUCACCUUGGAAAGCAUAAAUGUACAUGGUUGGUAGGGUGGUGGAUUCUUUUCAUGUGUGAUUGCCAGACAGGGCCGGGGGCGGGGCAUUACUGAAAAUUAGGGCAUUUCAUAACUCUAAAUUCAUAACAUACCAACUGCCUCUGUAGCCAAAAUGUCAACAUUUAUAGGCCUAUUUAUUUUCUGGUUUCAACACACUCAUCAAACAUUGUAAGCAAGCCAGUGACUCCUAGGCCUAGAGACAACCAGAGAACGAAUGAUGAUGUAGGCUAAAUAUGCUAGCUAGUUAGCAAUGGCGUCGGAAAAAACUAGGUUUUACUUGAUUUGAGUUUGUUCUGAUGCUGACAUCUGCCUCUCACUAACAAGCAGUCAAAUUGCCCCAUUCUUUGCCCCUAACAGAGACUCAUGACAGAUCCAACUCAAAAUAGCCUCCUGGUACAAUGUCUCCCUGCCCGGCGCCCGCAGCCAGUGGCCACUGCAUGCAAGUCAGAUGACUGCGCUCUUGGGGAGGGGGUCUUUUCUGAGAUUCAAGAGCUUAUGAAAUGACCUAGUUUUAUGCACAAUUUGUUACAUUUAAAAUUAAGAAAACAAUUCUAAAAGAGAUCCGAGUGGUACAGCGGUCUAAGGCACUACAGCCUGGGGCUGUGACCGGGAACCCCAAAGGGCGGUGCACAAUUUGUCCAGCACCGUCCGGGUUAGGGGAGGGUUUGACCAGCGGUGCUUUCCUUGACUCAUCGCGCUCUAGCGACUCCUUGUGGCGGGCCGGGCGCCUGCAAGCUGAUUUUGGUCAGUCGGACGGUGUUUCCUCAAACACAUUGGUGCGGCUGACUUCAGGGUUAAGCGAGCAGUGUGUUAAGAAGCAGCACGGCUUGGUGGGUCAUGUUUCACGUCUUGACCUUCGCCUCUCCCGAGCCCAUUGGGGAGUUGCAGCAAGGUCAUAUGGGGAAUAAUAAUAAAUAAUUAAAUAAAAAUAUCGACGAGCUGUGCGGGCACUUUUUCAUAAGAGGGCAAAAGGGCAGGUGUUUGGGCACUGGUUGAACCCUAUCUGUGCAUGUGCCUGUUGCCAGACUUAAUGUAGAUGUGCUGUUUGUCUUGGAUUGUGUGAAAUAAUUUGGUUGUGAUUAUAAAGUUAAUGAAGCGUUGGCAACCUUUGUAAUUUUAAUGUAUUGCUCAAAUCAGUUUAAACCAGUUCAAAGUGCUGUGCAUAGGUUAGUAAGGCCAGGGAUGCAUGGCACGUGUUUACUAACAUCUUCAUAUGGGUAUCAUUUCCUAUUCCUUCAGAUGCUGGGAACAGAAUGAUAACCCAAUCCCCAAGUGGGUGAUCAAUGUACCCAUAGGCUUCUCCAUCAUGGUGGGUAUCUAUCAUUUAUCCUUCUCUAUUGCUGCUAAUUUAAUUCCCUUUACCACAUGCAGGAUCAAACCCUUGCUACAUCCCAAGCAUUAACUAAACAGAAUGUGUCCAGGAGAUAAGUAAAUGCCACACAGAGAAUAUUCAGAUCUGUCAUGUUAGGUAGCUAACACAUAAUGGGGAGCUGAUAGGAUUGUAACGGCAAGAGCAUGUUAAACGUAGUUGCUCUGCAUGCGUGUGAAUUUAUGCUGUGCUUGGAUAUAGUUCAAGGUUGAACUAGCUUUAUUGAACUGUCUGUCUAAACAUUGCAUUUUACAACAGGUGAUUUAUAUGGAAUGAUGUACUGUUGUCUUAUCUGACUGCAUAACACAGCCCUUAAUGUAUACCAACGCUGGUUAUAGCUGAGUUAAUUGCCCUUAAAUUGGUUGACUGCAUUUCUUUUUAACUAAAUAUACAACAUAUGUCAAUAUAUAUUGACUGGGUUUCCAGGUGAACUUCAUCCUGUUCAUCAGUAUUAUAAGGAUUCUGGUUCAGAAGCUGAGAUGUCCUGAUGUGGGUGGCAACGACCAGUCACAAUACAGGUAUGUGUUGUUGUGCUCAGUCAGUCACUGAACAGGGAGGCCUAUGUGUUACUGCACUCAGGCAACAGACCAUGAAUACUCAAUAAUGGAGUGUCAACAUUCCUGAAUGGAGAAAUUAAGUGCUCAAAUGUUGCAGUAUGCCUUUGUGUGUCACUCUGACAUAUGGUAUUUUAGUUGACUUCUCAAGCCAAAGACAUAGAUAUGCAGCCAUGAAGGUGUUCUAUUGUGCAAACUGUACACUGUAGAGUGACAAUAUAGAUUUGUGCUAAGCUAUAGAGGUGGUCAGCACAGCACAUAUUUGCCUUCAGGGAGAAAUAUUCCCAUCUCGUCAGCGAGGGGAUUUAAGGGCUAAGAGGCGGCUGGUGAUGCUAAGACUGGAUGAGCUAGUGUCUACUGCUACAGGAUAGUCUACCUUGGUUGGCACUUGGCAGUCAGGGCCCCUUCACGAUUUAGAAUGUAUCUCAAAUGACACCCUAUUCCCUUCAUAGUGCACAACUUUUAGUGCCCAUAGGGCUCUGGUCAAAAGUAGUGCACUAUUGGUUAAAAGGGUACGCAGCCUUUACUCUCACUUCACUGCAGCACAGACAACAUAGAGCCCUCAAAAGGCUCGGACUGCAUGUGCGGGUCUUGGAUGUGGGUACGCAGACCCACGAGCCACUGUGGCCCCUCGUGAUUAGUUUAGAUAUUUUGUGGGCCCCACCCCCAUCAAAAUGGCCCAUCCCUGCUCUAUAUGCUCCCUAUAAUUUAAUGGGUAAACACCAACAUUUCGCCACAACGUUUUGUGGACGUAUUAACAACAAUUAUUAUUAAAUUAUAUGCUGAGUAUACAAAACAUGCUCUUUCCAUGACAUGGACUGACCAGGUGAAUCCAGGUGAAAGCUAUGAUCCCUUAUUGAUGUCACUUGUUAAAUCCACUUAAAUCAGUGUAGAUGAAGGGGAGGAGACAGGUUAAAGAAGGAUUUUUAAGCCUUGAGACAAUUUAGACGAGGAUUGUGUAUGUGUGCCAUUCAGAGGGUGAAUGGGUAAGACAAAAUAUUUAAGUGCCUUUGAACAGUGUAUAGUAGGUGCUAGGUGCACCGGUUUGUGCCAAGAACUGCAACGCUGCUGGGUUUUCACGCUCAACAGUUUCCCAUGUGUAUCAAGAAUGGUCCACCACCCAAAGGACAUCCAGCCAACUUGGGAAGUAUUGGAUUCAACAUUGGCCAGCAUCCCUUUGGAAUGCUUUCGAUACCUUGUAGAGUCCAUGACCCAACUAAUUGAGGCUGUUCUGAGGGCAAAAGGGGGGUAGGGGGGUAGGGGGGGGGGUGCAACUCAAUAUUAGGAAGGUGUUCCUAAUGUUUGCUAUACUUAGUGUAUAUGAUUGUAUAACAGUGUAGUCUCUAGGUCCCCUCCAUAGAGUGUCUCUGUAAUAUUGUGUGUGUGGUUUCAGGAGGUUGGCCAAAUCUACUCUCCUGCUGAUCCCUCUGUUUGGCAUCCAUUACGUUGUCUUUGUGUCUCUCAAUGAAUCCAUGGAAAAUUACAAAAUCUUCUUUGACCUCGCUAUCGGAUCCUUUCAGGUAAAACUGAUCCCUUUUGGAUAUUUUAAUCUAUCACGAUAUAUUCUGGCUAUUUUUGGUGCAGUUUUCUCAUUUUGGUGACUUUCUGUUGACAGGGCCUGGUGGUUGCCAUCCUGUACUGUUUCUUAAACAGUGAGGUAAGCUCUCGCCUUGAUUGCUCUUAAUUGCAUUUUAUUCUGGAAUUAAUAGGUUGUCUUGGGCACUGAUGGCUCAGUUAAAAAGAUGUACAACAGUGUAAAUGAUUAGUGUUGACAGUGUUGAACCAGUGUUGACAGUGUCUUCCUUGGCACAAAUUAGGAUAGAUGAGAAGCAACGUGCAGGCUUUUAUAAAAGCUGUUGUGUACAUCAUUGUAAUUGACCUCAAACUCAACCUCGACAAGACGGAACUACUUUAUUGAAAAAAAAUUUACUUGACAGUGAUAUGUGGUUGUCCCACCUAGCUAUCUUAAGAUGAAUGCACUAACUGUAAGUCGCUCUAGAUAAGAGCGUUGGCUAAAUUACUAUAAUGUAAAAGUAUAUAAUGUUUAAAGGUAUUUUGUUAGCAGUUAAUACAAAUGUACAUUUUAAUUCUCGUUGUCUGCUUUAUUUUCAUUGUAGUAAAAUGAUGAGUACAGCAUUUUAUUUAAAGAUUAUAUAAGCAAUGUAGUGACAGAUGUGGGCUAGUUUUCCAUCUGUGCUAAAAUAUUUACCUUGCUACUUCAGGUUCAAGGGGAACUCAAGAGAAAAUGGCAGAGUAUAUGCCUCAACUGCCAUAUGGCCAGAAACUACACCCAGCACAACACCUACGCCUCCAGAAACGGCUCAGAGAACAUGGCUCAGUUCCAACGUAAUUCUCGUGCUCAGUCCUUCCUGCAGACAGAGACCACUGUACUGUGAGGGCUGCGGGUAAAAAGGGAUCUGUCUCCAUUAAAACGCUAUGGAACUCUGGUUAUGGUUGUACCACGGUAUUGGCAGAACAAUUGCCACAAUGGCACUCUAGGAUCUUCUAAUGAGUUUGUCAAAAAAAACGUGUACCCCGAUACAGGGUUUGAAAAAAAAAAACGUUUUUGUGCCCGCAAUUUAUGGCAGAUGGCGUAACAGGCUAUUUUUGAACAGAAAUGAAUAAAUUGGGCUAUACUGCAGUAAUGUCAAUAUUUGUAAUAAUUGGUUAGUUUAAGUAAACAUUUCAUUACUGGAUGCCAGGGAGAAGUGCUCUGCAUGGCUCUUAUACAUCUUUAUCUCUCUCCUUCUCUCUCCCUCUUCCUGUAGUAAAACGGAUUUCACACUGUGGUUAACGACCAGAGACUAUAUGCUGCGCGUACGGUCCCACGGCCACUAGGGGGUUCCCAACCCAAAAACAAAAAAAAUGUAGGAACUCAGUCGGGGUCUCAACUUACUGUUGAGAGUUACAAAGUAGAAUACACAAGGUGCAAUUUAGAAAUAUGGUAGUGCAUUGCAGUUUGCCACUUGUCAUGUCAG